Molecule: messenger RNA, 3039 nt
Organism: Talaromyces marneffei
Lineage: Eukaryota; Fungi; Ascomycota; Eurotiomycetes; Eurotiales; Trichocomaceae
Exons: 6
Coding region: 1-3039 (1012 amino acids)
Biological process (GO): transmembrane transport
Molecular function (GO): transmembrane transporter activity
Source: RefSeq, a predicted model, not a curated record
AUGACCACUCGUGCUGAGCGCGGAGGGUACAUGUGGAUUUUUCAAGCAGAUCUACUUGUUCCAGUGGCUAUAGGACCAGUAAUCGGAGGCGCAAUUGCUGGGUCAUUGGGAUGGAAGGCCAUAUUUUGGUUCUUGACAAUUUAUAGCGGUGUAUUUCUUUGCUUGCUGAUUUUUUUGUUGCCAGAGACGUUGCGCUCGAUUGUCAAGAAUGGCAGUCAGUUACCAUCGAACUUGUUGAUGCGGUAUCCAUUAAAAGUCUAUCAGAAGACCAGCAAAGUUGAAUGGCAAAAAGCAACAGUAGGUGAUCAAUCAGCACCCAAGAAACACGUUGAUGUCAUAGGACCGCUACGAAUACUGUUGAGCAACCAUGCGGCGCCCACCAUCAUCUUUCUUGCUGUCUACUGCGCAGUUUGGCAAAUGAGCACCACCGCCAUGUCAUCUCUUUUCAAGACUCGGUACGGUCUAACCGAGAUUCAAAUCGGAUUGACCUUCAUUGCGAAUGGUGUUGGAUCAAUGGUUGGAACCUUGAUAACAGGCAAGAUCCUUGACAAAGAUUACCGCCGCGUCAAGGCGAAAUAUGAGUCUUCCCUGGACUCCGAACGCGGAGAGAGUAGGCAAGAAGAAGACUUUCCCCUGGAAAAAGCUCGUCUGAGACUUGUACCUACUUUCUCUCUUCUGCAAUGUCUUUCUAUCCUUCUGUUCGGCUGGACAAUACAGUAUCCCCACAAGGUUCAUAUUGCGGUCCCUAUUGUGUCAACUUUUAUAACGGGCUGGACCGCUGUUUCAACACAAUCUCUUAUCAUGUCUUAUUUAGUGGAUAUUUUUCAUGAUAGGAGCGCAGCGGCCGGUGCUAGUCUGAAUCUUGCGAGGUGUUUGUUCGCCGCUGGGGGGACGAGUUUCGUCAUGCCGAUGAUUAAUGGUGUUGGAGUUGGAGUGGCAUUUACUAUUUGUGCUGCUGUUCAAGUUGUGGCAUUGGUAGGCCCAUUGGUUCAAUACAAGUUUGCUACUGGAUGGAGGCGGGAGGAAAACCGAGAUAGUUUUCCUCUCCAUCGUAGUGAAAAAGAAGAUGUCUUAGGGCUAGGGCACAUACUUUCGAAGCCCUACGAUAAGAACAUCGUGAACUACCGUACACUCACACUUCUAACUGCGGGAGCACUGUGCCUCUUUCCUCAUUUACCUGAUGCCAUAGUCGCCUCAAACUCAAACUCCAUGUCUACCGACGACGCACGCCCGUCAAAGCGUGCUCGACAGGCUUGCGAGCCAUGCCGGAGGAAACGCAUGGCUGACAUAGAAAGUAGGCUGGAAGCCAUGAUGGACCGCUUCGAUCGGGAGUCUGUUCGAUCUAUCAUACCGUCCUCGAGAGCAACUUUUCGGAAUAGGCCAGCUUACUCUGAACCUGUUGAGGACAUGUCAGACCAAGAAUCCAUCUUUCGAAAUAAACAAGCACUUCUGUCCGCCUCGCGCCUCUUCUUGACUUACUGCAACUACCAGCCACUUCCGUUAUUCCAUCCCGAAAGCUUCUUUGCUUCUCUUGAUGCUCGCGAUACUGAACUUCUAGAUGCAAUUCAAGCUCUAGCAUUAAGGUUCAGUGAUGAAGGGAUUACAGAUCCUAAUAUCGAGCAACAAAUUAGACUUCGAACGGAAAGCUGUCGCAAACGAGUUAUGGAGCGUGUUGCCGAUGGAACCAUAGAGCUGAGCACAUUGCAAUCCUUAUGCCUGCUUAUUCUGAUUGAAUACACGGCUGGGAAUAUGAUCCGAGCUGGCACCAAUUUGAAGCUUGCUAGUUACCUGCUCAAAAGCCUGAAGCCGAACUGUUCGGAAAUGCCGAGAAACUUGGAAAAGGUGAGAGAUGAAGUUGAGCUUUACCACAGGAGCAUUCAUAUACUUUGCAAUUUGCUUGAUGACCCCUCUCAGCUGAGUGUAACUGCGCCUGGAAAUCUACCGUACGGGUUUCCCCUGCAAGAACAAAGGGGAUUCUCGGAACCAAAAGGAGAUAAUGGUUUGAUUGCUCAUGCCAUCCGCCUCAGUGAUGUAUGGAAAUUAGCAAGAAUAUACGCUAGCACUCGCAUUGAUCAGGAAUCUGCUCCUCCCUGGUCUCCACAAUCAGACUGUUCAAUCAUCACAUUCAGCCAUAUGGAGACGGAGAGUAAAACUCCGCUCAAAUAUAGACUGCAUGCUAGCCGAUUUCCAGACACAUCGCCCGCGGAUCUAAUGGCAAAAAGGGAAUAUUGGGGCCCUUGGCUCUUCUUCCAACUAGCUUGGCAUGCUAUACCUUGCAUUCUCAAUCAUCCAUUGUUACUCUCGAUACGCCUGAAGAACUUUCGACAUACAAUGCCGCAGUCUUUCUUGCGAAACUCCUUUGGGCAGAUUACUCUACACACAGGCUGGAUCUUGUAUUUUGUUGACCUGCUCGAAACAAAGCAAUACGAAAUCUUAGAUCCGACGUUGAGUCAGUGUGUAGCAAUCGUUGCGACAAUCUAUCUGCAGCACAGUUUUGUUGACGAGCUGACAUUCAGAGAAAAAGCACAAGCCGGAUUUGAGAAGUGCAUGAGAUUCCUACGGCGAAUGGCAUUGAGAUGGCCUCAUAUUAAAAGACAGGUACGAAAUCUGCAGCAAUUGAGAGAUAGUUUCUCUGCCAGUGACGUACAACAACAACAACAACAAGACCCGACCUUACAACCCACACAUGGCUCGGGCCGUCAGUGGCUUUACAACGUUAGUCUGCUAAGUCAAAUACUUGAAUGCAAUAAUGCUGGCCAGGCUUACGAUUCGCCGGGGGACAUUUUCGGUCCAGUUCUCGCCAGAGAUAGAGCUGCCUAUGCUUCCACCACGGCUAACAUCACACCGGAUCCAGAUUUUACUUUUAUCGGAGUACGAGGAAUCUCGGGGCAUAAGACCGUUGCCAAAGAGGCGGCAACUUACCCACCAGAUCAGCUGCAACCACAAAUCGAUCUGGAUAUGUACCAUGUUUUACCCAGUGCGCCUAUUGACCUGUCCAAUUUGAUGGGCAAUGGACAUGUCCCCAUGUGCCCUAUUUAG